Messenger RNA from Stomoxys calcitrans (stable fly), 976 nucleotides. It is a transcript of the gene RpLP0-like, whose product is annotated as mRNA turnover protein 4 homolog. Lineage: Eukaryota; Metazoa; Arthropoda; Insecta; Diptera; Muscidae. The record is from RefSeq and is a predicted model, not a curated record. Gene Ontology annotation, biological process: ribosomal large subunit biogenesis; ribosomal large subunit assembly; nuclear-transcribed mRNA catabolic process. The transcript has 2 exons. Gene Ontology annotation, molecular function: RNA binding. Bases 86 to 865 code for a protein of 259 amino acids. Gene Ontology annotation, cellular component: preribosome, large subunit precursor; nucleolus.
UUGUUGCUACCGCACGUGGUAUUUGUUAGAAUUGGUGCUGCAUUUUAUUUAUUUUUGAUUGAAUUCAUUUUAACAUUAAAGCAAAAUGCCCAGAUCAAAAAGAGAUAAGAAAAUUUCCCUUACAAAAACUGACCGCAAAGGUUUAGCCUGGAAGCAACAAAUUAUUGAAGACAUCAGAAGAUGCGUAGAAAAAUACCCAAAUAUAUUUGUAUUUCAAGUUCAAAAUAUGCGCAACAAUUUGUUAAAGGAUUUGCGACAAGAAUGGAAACAUAAUUCCCGUUUUAUUUUUGGUAAAAAUCGCAUUAUGCAAAUUGGUUUGGGUCGCACCAAAGCGGAAGAAGUUGAAACAGAUCUGAGCAAGCUUUCCAAGAGAUUGACCGGUCAAGUGGGAUUGCUGUUUACAGAAACUGGCAAAAAAGAGGUUUUGGAGUGGGCGCAAAACUAUUGGGCUGUUGAAUAUGCACGCAGUGGAUUUAGAGCUACCGAAACAGUGGUGUUACCCGCUGGUCCUCUAGAAGAAUUUGCACAUUCCAUGGAGCCACAUUUAAGAUCACUUGGAAUGCCAACAAAAUUGCAAAAGGGUAUAGUGACACUCGUCUCUGACUACACAGUAUGUGAGGAAGGCAAGGUGUUAUCGCCAGAACAGGCCCGCAUUCUCAAACUUAUUGCUAAGCCCAUGGCCAAAUUUCAAUUAACCAUGAAAUGCUCUUGGACUAAAACAGAUGGUUUUGAAUUGCAUGUACCGGAUGACAUCAAUGAUGACGAGGAUAUAGCUGACAGUGGCCAAGGCGAUGAAGUAGAUGAGGAGGAAGAGGCCAUGGACCAGGAGGAUGAUUCUGAUGAGGAUGAAGACGAUGAUGAAUAGAGAAUUGUAGUCGUUAUGUAUGAAUAUAUGCAUAUACCUGUUUUAGCAUAGUUUAAAGUAUAGCGUAAGAUUUAUUUUUUCAUUAAAUUGUACAAUUUUAAAAGAUACAAA